UAUUUGCCGUGUUUAUUAUCAAUUAUACUUUAAUACUUCUAAAGACUGAAACCUGUUUAUAGUAAUUACUUAUGCAUCGGCUGACUUUCCCUAUACUUAUUUUUUCUGUUACUUAGUUGAAGUUUUUGCUCUUGUUUCUGUUUUCUGCUGCAUUAUCUUGGUUUUUUUUUUUUGCUUCUGUAUUGUUUGGGUUUAUAGCAGGUUAUAAAAAAAGGUUAAAGGCUAUUGAAUUGGGUUUAAGUGACCUAGAGACCAGAGUAUGGCUUCAGAAACUGCUAUUCCAGACGGUGACGAGGGCAAUGCAGUCCAUAGAUCUGGGAAAGCUUGUUGAGUUGCACCAGAGAAGGUGCAUUUUUACUGUGACAAUUGCAUUCUAUGGAACCGUAAGCAUAAUAUUAUGAGGUUCCCCGAUAUUUAUGCAAUUGUCAUUCAGAAUCCAAGUGACUGUUAUCUUUCUGCGAGGAUGUGGAACCUGUUGACCUCAUUUUUGUGGAUCUUUCUUGAAACAAUUUGCAUCAGGCAUUCCUCCAGCAAAAAGAAGCAGGGGAAACCUUCUAAAAGAAUUCAUAAAGCAGAGAGGGAGAAGAAGAAACGUGACCACAUGAACGUCCUAUUUGUAGAGCUCAGGAAAGCUAUUGAACCAGCUCAGCUGUCCAGUGGAAAGGCCUGCAUUGUGAAUGAUACCAUUCGACUGCUUAAGGAUCUACUUGCUCAGGUUUACAGUCUCAAAAAGGAUAAUGCUGCUCUUUUAUCCGAAUCUCAUUAUGUCGCUGUUGAGAAGAAUGAGCUCAUUGAAGAAAACUCCGCUCUCAAAUCUCAGGUGGAGAAGCUUCAGAGUGAGAUCACAGAGAGGACUCAAUCCCAGUCGUCAGUGAACUUAAAUAUUUGGCCUUCACAAAGCCCCAUUGCUGCUUCAGAACUGCAAGAAGAUAGUUUGAGACUGCCUUCCACUGAUCACCAACUACUAUCAUCUUCGGUUGUUGCUCCCAUCUUUGUUGUGCCUUUACAUCAUGAUUCUCCUAUUUACCACAAAGGAUCCCAAAAUGAUACAGCGGAAGAUUUUCAAUGCAAUGCUUCUCUCUCCAAUGUGAAGAAACCGCGUCCUCGCUAUCCAUCACCUUCAGAUUCAUGGCCAUCUCAAAUACUUGACGAACAGCUAAAUGGACGUGAGAUUACUCAGUAGUGAUAGUGUUAGCUCUGGCACCAGCGGCAGCUGAGAUCUGGAACUUAAUUAGUAGUGAGUAGCAUGUCUCAUUGUAAAUACUGAUGUUUCUUGAAUUCUAUGUCUGAGACGAUCUUUUUGUAAGUUGUAAGCCUGUCUGUAAUGGAUCUGAAUCUUAGUCUGCCAUAAUAGAUGUGUGGAAUGCCAUGUUUUGUGAGUAAAACUGUACACAAUAACAGAUGAAAAUUCUAGCGAGGUUGAUCUUAGAUGAUCAAAAUGUGCACUCAAAACAAAAAAUAAAAGGUUAAUGAUAUUGCACCUGGUCUA
Molecule: messenger RNA, 1489 nt
Organism: Coffea arabica (coffee)
Lineage: Eukaryota; Viridiplantae; Streptophyta; Magnoliopsida; Gentianales; Rubiaceae
Source: RefSeq, a predicted model, not a curated record